AGCUGCUGAGGAGGCUGUUCUAAGUUACGCAGAGGAAGUUGAUGCAGAGUCUAAUCGUGAAGACGCCAUACACAACCUUGAAGAAAACGCGAAAAUAACAGAGACUGACGGUGAGGAACCACUGCCAGAACCAGAAGCAGAACCUCAUGAACCACAAGCAUCAUACGAGGACUACAAUGCUGAGACGACGGAUGUGGCUCCCGAACCGGAACCCGAACCAGAGCACCAAACAGAGCGAAUCACAGAACUACGACUACUAUGAAUACGACCACUACGCUGAUGUGGACUACACGGAAGGAGUGGACCAGCGUUUCAGCGGCAGCAACGCGCAUGUGAUCUUCGCUGUGCCCGUCACUGAGUACAUUCCAGAAGACACAACACAGAUAAACCUGGAUGAGGAAGCCACAGAAGAGGUCAUAGAGCAGGCAACAGAAUUCUUCCCCACCACGGAGGACUUCGCAGAGGAGGCCGAUACCGAGGUCACAACCGAGUACACAGCACCAACAGAGGACGAUUCCAUGAUGAAGGAAACGAUGGAUGAAUUAAUAUUAGAAAGAUCAACAACGCCGUUAGUUGACGAAAAUACCACACUAAAUCCAUUUGAAUCUGAUUCUGACGCUGUAACCACAGUGCCUACAACCGAAUUGGGUACACUCGACCUUGGGACUACCACGACAUCCCGACCUGCCUCCUUACGGCCCCUCCACACCCGUCUCCAAGAAGUGGCCAAGAAAGCUGUGCACCCGACCGACAAGAAGGACACCCGGUCACCCAAAAUCCUGAGCGAAUCCACCAUCCGAGAGGUGCACGCCUCAGACCCAGUCAUCUGUUUCCGCGACAACCGCUGCUUCAGGACCAGGGGGCUCAGGCGACGGCGAGCUGCACGCCGCUCAGCCUCAGGUCCUGCUCUACCGCUCAGCCCCUGAGAACCUGAGACCAAGGGCUCAGCGCUCACUCAGACCUCAAUAAGUCCCGUGUUUCAUGCCAUCUUUUGAACCCAGUAUUUUUAAGACGAUGAUAAGCCAAAAUCAAGUUAUCUUUAAGAUUAGGAGACAGGUAGCCGUAACAAUCUUGUACAUAUACAGUAUCAGUAUAGUUUAUUUGCACAUCAUCCCUUUAAUGUAUGCGCGAGUAACAUUCUAGUUGUACAUUUUAUAAUACAGAUAUGUGUGUACUUGCAUAUGUGU
Molecule: messenger RNA, 1187 nt
Organism: Penaeus monodon (black tiger shrimp)
Lineage: Eukaryota; Metazoa; Arthropoda; Malacostraca; Decapoda; Penaeidae
Exons: 2
Coding region: 147-926 (259 amino acids)
Source: RefSeq, a predicted model, not a curated record